ACUUAGGAACUAUUUCAAUUCAUUCUGAAACAGAAUUUCACUUGUGGAGUGACUGGAAGCUGUUUCCUGACAACCAGCUCUGUCCUUGUGAUUUUUUAAUUUCAAAAAUAGAAGAAUGGGAAAACUGUACUUGCUCUUCUCAUCAGCCACAUCUUACAUAUUCCCUAACUGAUAUGGAUCUACAGUACUCCUGGCGCACAAGCAGCUUUGGAAGCUUUGACCGUUUCAGGCAUCACUCAAUAUCAAAGACAGAUGAUUCAGCUGAGACACCUGAGCUGGAGACUAUAAGUGACAUUGGGGAAGCAAUGCAAAUCAAAGCAGCAAACAAUGGAGGAAGUCUGAGUAAGAAGAUGAGAGCCAUUUCACUUACCAUGAAGAAAAAGAUGGGUAAAAAAUACAUCAAGGCACUGUCUGAGGAGAUGAAUGAAGAGGGGAAAGAUGACAGUGAUCCUGGUGGUGGAACACACACUGAGAAGGUCUCCCUAAAAACCAGUGACUCUUUGGAAAGUCUUUAUAGUUUGAACAGUGGCCAGAGCUCAUCAAGUGGGGUGACCAGCUGCUCCGAUGGCACGAGCAACAGGGACAGCCUGCGCUUUGACGACGAGGUCCCGUACAACGGGCCCUUCUGCGGCCGAGCCAAAGUCCACACCGACUUCACACCGAGUCCCUAUGACACUGACUCGCUGAAAAUCAAGAAAGGAGACAUCAUAGAUAUCAUCUGCAAAACUCCCAUGGGCAUAUGGACAGGCAUGCUGAACAACAAAGUAGGAAAUUUCAAGUUCAUUUACGUGGAUAUUAUCUUGGAAGAAGAAGCUGCACCCAGAAAGAUAAACCCACACAGAGGAAAGAAAAGAACCAAGCCUAAAACAUUGCAAGAGCUCCUGGAAUGUGUCCACCUGCAGGAAUAUGCCUCAACCCUCCUGCUGAAUGGCUAUGAAACUCUAGAGGACUUAAAGGAUCUACAGGAAAGCCACCUUACUGAACUAAAUAUUUCAAACCCAGAAGACAGGGCAAGAUUGUUAGCAGCAAUUGAAAAUCUCCAGGACUAUGACAUUGAAGAACAGCAGAAAUGUGAGGGUGAUCAGGAGACGCAGAACUUAAGCCUUCACCAGAGUUUUGACAAAUCACAGUUAAAUGACUGUCCAAGAGAUUCUGGCUGUUACAUCUCAUCAGAAAAUUCAGAUAAUGGUAAAGAAGAAGCAGACCCAGAAGCCCUGUCUGACAUGGUGCAGUCAAUAACAAUCAGUGAGUCAAACUGAUUCGGUCCUGCUGCUUUUCUGCAGGUUUUCAGAAAAGACAAUCACAUUUGUCAGCAUGAUGGCACAGAAGCAGAACAAAAUAUUCUCAACACUGAAAAUCUACUUUUUUCUGAUUCAUGAUGCUCUAAACUGUUCCAUAUGUGGACACUUGAUAGCUAAAUGUUAGUUGAUAAUAAGAAUUGCUCGUGUUUUGCUUUUCAAUAAAUCCACAGGUAUUUCCCUGAAAAAGUUUAUACUAAAGUAUUUAUAAAUAUUUGUACAGUGAAUGCAUUUUCUAUAAUAGUAGAGAAUUUGUUUUGGUAUUGGUUCAUGAUCUGGAGAUGUUCAUUUCUGGAACUGUCCAAAAUGUAAAUAUUGUACAUAUUUAUUUUAAAAACAUAUGGAUUAAUCACAAUCUCUAUUUUCAGCUGUGUUUUGCUGAUUUGUGUACAGAAUGUAUUUUCAUUGAUAUAGCAUCGUAAUAAAAAUGUGGGUACAGUCAAACCCUACUUUGAAAAGUACCAAGCCAAUUCUCACUAAUAUUAAAGUUGUUUCUCACCACUUUUCUCCAAGAUGAGCUGUAAAGUAGACUAUCAUUUCCUGUACUUUUUCCUGGAGGCAUAAAAGAACUGUAGGGUAAAUCUGAAUUCAGCUCUCUGUGGUCCUUAUCUUGUGGAAGAACAGAGCCAUCUGAAUGGCUCAUGCAGUGGCAAUUUUUUUAUGGUUCUUUUCACACAUGUUCUCAUUUGUCCCAAGCAUUAUACAGAGAAUUCAAACUUGGAAAAAAAAAAUAAAUAAAUCAGGAUCAGUGCUAUGCUUUUAUGAUAAUGUUUUGUGAAGAUGUGGCCAUUUGUAUGUGGUGUGAAGUUUGUUAAUAGAGUAUUUGUUUGUAUACAGAACUCUGGAGAUAACAUGGGUAUUGUACAUGACUGUCUUUCAUAUGAGAUUUUAUUGUCUUUUCCCAGUAUAUUUCACACUGGAAUACACAUUUUAACUGCCUGUCUUCUUUUAGAGUUCUUCCUUCAAUAAUAAACAGAAUCAUGUGUUUAA
Pseudopodoces humilis (Tibetan ground-tit) is the source of this 2288-nucleotide messenger RNA. RefSeq names its product SAM domain, SH3 domain and nuclear localization signals 1 (gene SAMSN1). Gene Ontology annotation, biological process: negative regulation of B cell activation; negative regulation of peptidyl-tyrosine phosphorylation. NCBI's taxonomy places the organism in Eukaryota, Metazoa, Chordata, Aves, Passeriformes, Paridae. Gene Ontology annotation, molecular function: phosphotyrosine residue binding. The record is from RefSeq and is a predicted model, not a curated record. Gene Ontology annotation, cellular component: nucleus; cytoplasm.